AAGUGAAAACAAAACAAACAAAAGAGAAAACAGCUACCCAUAAAAGAACGAUCAACCCCGACAGAUAUCGCUUUCUCUCCGAACAAAACCAGUAUGGCUGCCUUCAGCGGCGACGAAACCGCUCCUUUCUUUGGCUUCCUUGGAGCCGCCGCCGCCCUCGUUUUUUCAUGCAUGGGUGCGGCGUACGGCACCGCGAAGAGCGGCGUGGGGGUGGCGUCGAUGGGAGUGAUGAGACCGGAGCUGGUAAUGAAAUCGAUCGUGCCUGUCGUGAUGGCUGGUGUGUUGGGGAUCUACGGUUUGAUUAUUGCGGUUAUCAUAAGUACGGGCAUUAACCCUAAGGCCAAAUCCUAUUACCUCUUCGACGGUUACGCGCACCUCUCUUCGGGUCUCGCUUGUGGCCUCGCUGGCCUCUCCGCCGGCAUGGCCAUCGGCAUCGUCGGCGACGCCGGUGUCAGGUAUUCAUCUUUUCAAUCCUUCCCUUUUCAUUAUGAACUGUUCUUCCUGUUGUUCGGAUCGAGUUAUUGCUACUGUUCUGUUUUCUUGUUGUUGGUUAGUUAUCAAAUACUGCGCAUGUGGGGGGGAGUCUGUGUAUACGGUUUUACUUUGUAAUAUUUUAUGUGAUGGACUGGUUGGUACCGGUAAUUCGAGCAUAACAUCUAAAGACAUAUUUUUUCACUUAUGUGGACUAGUUUUUCAGAGUGUUUUGUAUGAUCGUGACUUGCGAGUUUACAACCUGCAACACUAGAAUGAAGAAAUCAAGAAACAACUUUUGGGUCUUGUUAUGCUUAGUGAUGAACGCAUCUCAUUAUUUUUUUAUUUAUUGAACUUAUUAUUUCUACUUCUGGUGUUGUUACUACUAGUAUUACCGCUUUUGUUUGUGAUUUGUAAUAACUUAUUCCCUAUGUGUGUAUGCGAAAUUGAUUUCGAAUGAAAUUAAUUAUGCCAUAUUCAUAUUGGUUAUAAUUUAUUUUGAAGUUGUGUGAUUUGUAUUUGGAUUUUCAUUUGUUCUAAACGGAACUUAGUGGUAACACUAAGUACAAUAUUUUGUAUCAAAUGUUAAAGAUCAUUAAAGUUGUUUCAACUUGAAAUCAAUUAUGUUGCUGAUAACAAAAAAUAAAAAAAAACACUUAAAAUCAAUUCUUAGACCCAUAAUCAACUCCUUACGUGGAAAUUGUGAAAUUUACUUAAAAUCACGUUAGAUGCCAUUUCAACGUGAUUUUAAACAUGGAUGAUUCCAUGUGAAUCCAAUUAGCUUUGGUACCUGAUGUGAUAUUUUGACCCUCACCUCUGUGCAACCUACCACCACUGCUUUGGUACCAUCAAAAUAACUUCUCUCUACUCACAUUUUGGUGAAAGUUGUUGAUGUUUAGAUAUGUUUGUGUGUGCGUAUUGUCAACUAAGUUUCAUUUCCAUAUAUGCUGCAAUCCUUGAAUUCAUUUAUGAAUCCAAAAUCACAAUGGCCUUUUAAAUAUCGCAAUUUGGAGAGAUGGAAUGUGGUGGAAUGUUGAAGACUCCUUUAGCAUAUAAUUGGCAGAAGGAAUGUGUGGUCGAGCAAUUUGUGAGAAUUUUCUUUGAUCUACUAAUUAGUGUCUUAUCAGUUGAAGAUAAACGGUUACCAAGUUGCUAGUGAUGGGUGCAAGAGAUCUCAUCGGGUUGCUGUUAUAAAGAUUGAAUGUUUCGAUGUCUUUAUUGUGAUAAAAUGCAAGGACAGAAAAAAGUAGUUCAGAGCCGUAAUCACACGUGCUGCAAGGAAUUGUUAGUUUCUUCGUAUCCUGGGAUGAUAGUAUGGUGUCUCUAGUUGGGUAAAAUUUUUUAUAUGGUUAUUUUUAGGCGACACAUCACAUUGCAUUUUAAUUUACUCCUGUUGAUUCAUAAUUACUAAUGAGAAUUUAAGAUUUUAAGUUUCAUUUUAACAAAUUGAAUUUGACAUGUUGGUAAUUCUUUUUCAGGGCAAAUGCUCAGCAGCCAAAGCUUUUUGUUGGAAUGAUUCUCAUCCUUAUUUUUGCUGAGGCUUUGGCGUUAUACGGUCUCAUUGUUGGCAUCAUCCUCUCUUCUCGUGCUGGCCAAUCCAGGGCUGAUUGAUAUAAAACUUCAUGUUGGAUGGGGUUCGCAACCACAGAUUGUGAAUGUUACAGUGGAGUCCGGCUGGGUAAUGUUUGUGUAACUGCUGCUUUGGCUUGCUCAUGUGAGUCUAUCUAUGUUUGCAUCAUAAAACUAAGGCUGUCCAGUAAUAAUGUCAGUCAAACUUUUCCCAGGCCGAAAUUUUUUAAUUAUAUGCUCAAUCCAAACUAGAAUAGAGAUCUCCAUAAUAAGACAGAUGUAUGUUUUGAUUCCAUUUACUUUCAGUGUUUUUUCUA
This is a messenger RNA of Vigna angularis (adzuki bean), 2357 nucleotides long. Its product is annotated as V-type proton ATPase 16 kDa proteolipid subunit. NCBI's taxonomy places the organism in Eukaryota, Viridiplantae, Streptophyta, Magnoliopsida, Fabales, Fabaceae. The record is from RefSeq and is a predicted model, not a curated record. The coding region runs from base 94 to 609 and encodes 171 amino acids. The transcript has 2 exons. Gene Ontology annotation, cellular component: proton-transporting V-type ATPase, V0 domain. Gene Ontology annotation, biological process: proton transmembrane transport. Gene Ontology annotation, molecular function: proton-transporting ATPase activity, rotational mechanism.